GCCAGUAGGUGGCGUCCUCGGCCCAGCCGUAUCCCCGACUAUAGGCUAUAUAUAUCCUAUGAUAACAGUGCAGGGGCUCAGCUUUUCCAGCGACUUCUAACCAGGGGAGGGGGUAGGAGAGGGAGGAAAAAGAGAGAGAGAGAGGAAAAACACUACCCCCGUCUCACGGUGUCCCUCCUGUCGCCAUAUUCUCCAUGCAGAUCGCCAGCAGAAGGAACCCCUUCUUAGGGCAGCAAGAAACUUCAACUCCUUCCUGAACACCUAUAUAAUAUUUUAAAACAGACUGCACAGAAGAGAUCGUCUUCCAAGGCCAGCUGUCCAAGAUGACUAACAUAUCCUAUCACAUCUCCAACCUUUUGGAGAAGAUGACAUCCACCGACAAAGAUUUUAGGUAGGACCCGAGCUUUGGUAACAUUUGGUGCAUAUAAUGUUAUGCGUGGGUGCAUGUUGUAAAGUCAUGUUUUGAGGUUUCGUAUGUUGUUGGCUUUUGGAUUGCACACACGUGUGUGUGUGUGUUUGCGUGUUUCCUUGCAAGCCUUUUAGAGGGAGGGGGUUGUGGAAGAGAGGGAGGCUUUUUAAAAAUACCUACGCCUGAAAAAGGACACCCUUCUAAAGGGGAUGAUGUGAAGUAAGGAGGCUCACUGGCUGUAGUCAGUGCAAUAUCGCCCCUCCCCCCUAUACCAUGGGGCCUUUAGUGUGUGCUGUAUCUAUAGACAGGGCUAAGACGGAUAUGAAACGUACUGCAGGCUUCCAGGGUUGAGAAGGAGAAUACUACCGUCCUAAAAUUUCUCACUGGGUAGCUGAUGUUAUGAUAACCUUUUAUGUUCCUCCUCCUAGACCGAGGUAGAGAUGCACUGCUGCUAGACAGCUGCAGUGGGCCAUGGUGGGAGUGGGUGGGGAAUCUUCCUAAUCAGCUGUUACCAUUUGGGAGAGGAUUGGUCGCCUUCAGUGCAUUUUUAAAGAAAAACAAAUCUGAGCUCGCAAAGCUAGGGAAUAAUAGCCAACUAAGCCCUGGUGUUUGGAGGAAACCAAACUGAAGUUCAGUUGUAACUGGAAGAAGACGCAUUCAAGUCUUGCAAGCAGCAGCUGAAAACGGGCUGUAGGUUACGGCUGCAUAGGAUGUAUAUUUGAAGGAUUCACUAUACAGUAUGACUAAGUAAGAGGAGUGGGUGGGAAAUCAGCCACCAAAUGUGUAAAAGAGGAUUUGUAGCUCUGCUCUCCAGAGUAUGGUGCUAAUAGAGUUGCACAUUCCCAAGAGGGAAGGAAGGAAGGAAAUCCCUUUGAUUUCCAUGGAAUGUAUGGUCUAAAUUGGUCUAAAUCUAAGCACUAGGAUUCUGGUUAGGGUUCCCUGUACUUGAGGAAUGCAAAAAAAAUAUGUUCUGUGUUCAAAAUUGUGAGGAGGAAUCAGGGUAUCUAUCGUGUGCUUGAUGUGCCAACGGUAUUGGGCUGGUAUGGUGUCUCAUCACCUUCUAAUACCAGUGUGAUUUAUACUUGACUACUGUACUCAUGAAUAGAAUUUGAUUACAGUGGUACCUCAGGUUAAGUACUUAAUUCGUUCUGGAGGUCUGUUCUUAACCUGAAACUGUUCUUAACCUGAAGCACCACUUUAGUUAAUGGGGCCUCCCGCUGCCGCCGUGCCGCUGGAGCCCAAUUUCUGUUCUUAUCCUGAAGCAAAGUUCUUAACCCAAGGUACUAUUUCUGGGUUAGCGGAGUCUGUAACCUGAAGCGUCUGUAACCUGAAGCGUAUGUAACCCGAGGUACCACUGUAUAUUUGGGGGAAUGAUAUUGAAAUAUGUUUACAUUUCAGUGUGGUGAUGGCCUGGUGAAUAAACAUAAUUGUUUAUACAGUACACUAUUUUACUGUGUGUAUAAUAUGUGUUGAAAAUAAAGUAUUCCUGUAAACACUUACAUGGGAGGAAGCUCUAUUGAAUCCACUGGGGCUGACUUCUGAGACAGCAUGCCUCCAAUUGCACUGUGAAUUUAUUAAAGGCCCUGAACCAGUUUUACUCAUUUUUCAGUGUCUCAAUUAUAUACCUGAGUUGUGUAUUUUGAAAGCUUACUAUUUUAACCUUAUUUCCGGUGGUUACUUAUAACUGAGAGUUCAGCUCUUUUGAGAUUCCAGUUUUAAGCAGAAGUCCUUUUUAAAAAAAGUCUUCAGAAGGAAUACUGUAGUUAUUAAAUAUUUUAGAUAAAACCUUAAUGGGAUAAUUAACUCCAAACAAGUUUUUUAAAAAGUUAUUAUAUUCUGAUCUUAAAUUAAUAUAUUCUGAACAAAGCCCAACUGAUUUCAGUGGAACUUGCUUCCGAGUAGGUGUGUCUAGGUGGCAGCUUUAAGGCAUAAACUUGUGAGGUUCUGUGAUUAGUCCAUGUGUGAUGAGACUUCUACUCAGACUUCUACUCUGAUAGAACAUCCCACUCUGAGGCAUUAGGAGCAGGCCAAGGGCAUCACAUUGGCACAGCAGUGAGUGUUGGGUGAUCUCAUUAAUGCCACAUGUGGAGUCACUAUACUCAAGUGAGGUGUGGGCCUAGGUAUACCUAUAAGGUUUGCAGCAACCACAAAAAACAGGUAUAUUGAUGCUGACCUACAGCACAAUCCUAACUAUGUCUAUUCAGAAGUAAAUCCUAUUGAAUUCAAUGGAAUGUACUCCCUGGUAAGAGUAUAUAAAAUUUCAGCCUUAUAUACCUAAUUUUUGAAGAUCCUACCUGUGUGGCUUGCAGCUAACACAGUGGAUAAUAUCGUGGUUGGUGGCUAGUUUCAUAAUGGUGGUGGUGAGGCAGCUGCAGGACUAAUGUUGGAGCAAUAGGCCAAAUGCAUUUAUGUUUCUACAUACUGCAUACUUCUUUGGCUCUGUCUGCCCUUUCCAGGAAGUAUGUGUGGGAAGAGCUCCUCUUAUUUCCUCUUCUCUUUCCCCACUUCCCUGUUCAUGUUUUUGCAACAGCAACAAAGGGGGAAAGAGCUAGGUAGGAGAGGUUGAUUGGGGCUUUGUAUAUUUUCAUAUACAGUACAUUUCAAAUAACUCUAGGUUCAUAAGGAAGCCUUUCAUUUCCAUUUAUUCCAUCUCUUCUCCCCAAAGUGGAUUUAGACAGUGCUACUUUUCUAGAAAAAGAAGUGCUGGAACUGAACUCCUGUGAACUCUGGCUGGGGAAAAAAGCCCUGGAUAUAGAUAUGGAAGAGAGUAAAAAAUGCAGAGAAGGCAAUAGAGAGAAGUUUAGAUUGUGGCACAGAUCAGCUGUGAGGAAUUCACAAGUCAGGCUUGGCCUAUGAAUGGUGAUAACGCCUUACCUGUAACACCACAGGUUUUUAGUAAACACCUUGUGGGUGCCAUUGAAAUGGUCAGCUCUUUGGUGUGCCUAGGUCUGCUUCCUGUACGCUACUUGUUCACUUUUAUAUAUGGAGCAUUUGCAAAUAAUGCCUUUCUGUGAGUUUUCACCCUAUCCCCAAAUAUGUAGAAAAUCCUGUCCCAAUUCUCAAGGCUAAUCCCUCACUGAAAGCUUUGGAGUCCUUUGCAUCUGAUUUUGCCAAAUAUUAACAGCUUCCCCUGCCCUGUCCAAAUUAUGUGCUAAUGAUUCUCAAGCAAAGAUAAAUGGUACAUUAAGAAUGGCUGUUUAGGGCUAGAGAUUAAGCAUCAUUGGGAGCUGCACUUUGUACAUGAUCCCGGAGAAACGAUGUUUUGCAAUAGGUAUUAGUAUCUCUAGGGAAGUGCCAAUAUUAAACACUGAGGUGUGGACCAAGUUUUGUUUCUGUGUAGCACUGCCUCUUCCAGCACCCGUUGAUAAAGUGCUGGCUUUGUGUCUGGCAUAGCACUUUGGUAUAAGCUAGCACCCGUAGCAUUCUGUUAAUGAAGGAGAAUACUUAACAUUCUCUAAUUGUAAACCAUGCAUUUGAGAAUAGAUGGGAAGAUAAAUAUAACUAUUUCAGCUAGUGAAGGCUCACAGAGCUGCUUCCACUUUUGUGCAACAGAUGGAACAUGCCAUUGUCCCAUUGGUGUUUUGCUGCUGUAAAUACUUAAAUCAUGCACAUCUCUUCAGUCAUGUCGUAUGUGCAGAAUUAAGUGUGGUUGUGUUGGGAAGAUUGAGGUUUUUUAAAAUAAAAAAAUGGUUUAAGCUAAGUAAAUACUUUGCUUCCAUAUGCCUGGUUAUCUUUAGUUAAGGGGAUUCUGUAUAUUGAUUUAACUAGUAGGCAAUCUAUGGAUUGGUUACUGUUGGUAAAGGUUUGUUCUUCCUUUCACUCCAGCUCUAUGGAUUUUAAUCUUUCAUUCCUUUUAAAUUGGAACUGCUUCUGCCAAUCAGCACAACCUAUUGCUGAUGUGUGUGUCGCCCCUCCCACCCCAGGUUUAUGGCUACCAAUGACCUGAUGAUGGAACUGCAGAAAGAUUCCAUAAAGCUAGACGAAGACAGUGAGAAAAAAGUUGUGAAAAUGCUUCUAAAAUUACUUGAAGACAAAAACGGGGAGGUGCAAAACCUGGCUGUCAAAUGGUAAGACCCCUCUACAUCAGCUACAGCAGUACUUGGGUUUUUUACGUAAAACUGCUAAGUAAUCCUAAGGAGGCUUGGACAGGUUUUGCGUGGGCUAUGUUGUCUUGUAUUUUGCUUUUCACCCUGUAUGAAAACUUGCUGUUUCACACAAUGUAGGUUCAGUUUCUUUGCCUGCUGAUCCUGUCCACAGAGACAACCCUUGAGGGGAUUAUGGAUGAUCCUACAGCAUAUGUGUGUGCAUAUUUGCUUGCAACAGAAAGCUGUACUUUUUUUUGUUUGACUUGCCAUCUCCCAGUGUUGCCUGGUGAUAGAUGCCGCUGGUAUAAGGCAAGUUCCUAUGUUUGCUCCCAUGAGCACAGUAUUUCCUUUAUAGAUGUCAUCUUCCAAGCCUUGUCUGCAGAAGAUUUAUAUUGGGAACAACUUCAUUUCAUGUGUGAUACCUCUUAUCUCUUUCUUCCUUGCCACCCCCUCACCCUGGCAUUGCAGUUUGGGCCCUUUGGUAAGCAAAGUAAAAGAAUAUCAGGUGGAAACAAUUGUUGAUACACUGUGUACAAACAUGUUAUCGGAUAAGGAACAGCUCCGGGACAUCUCCAGUAUUGGGCUGAAGACGGUCAUUUCUGAGUUGCCUCCUCCAUCUACAGGUAAAAUGCACAAAACCAAAACCCGAACUCUCCUAUUUGAAGUUUUGUAAAAUUCCUUUUCCAAAUCCUAGAAGCUAUUAAACAGAAAUGCAUUCAUGUCCUGAGUGGAAAGGGUUUAUUUUACUUUUAAAGCUAGAAAUGAAAUGGUUGAAAAUUACACUAGGACUUAAUGCAAAUCUCACCACUCUGACUAAAAAAUUGUCGUAGUCGAAGGAAGAUAAUCUACAUUUGAAGCAUUGCCAGAUAUAUUUCCUUGUUCUUUUUCAAACCCCUUAAUUCCCCUCUUUUGUUGACCAUUCCGGGUCGCCCAACCACUGCCACAGUGUCAUUUCUCCUGGCAGAUCAAGAGGAGAAGAUGACUGCAAAGGUUGUCAGGUUUCUAGCUGGGGCAAUCAGAAUAAGGUCUACUAUUUGACUGCUGAUUCAGGAACCUAAACUGUGUUUUAUAGAAUUUACUUUUUAUUUUGUUCUGUGUAUAUCACAUUGUUUUUUUGUUGCUAUGGCCGAUGGCUGAUGCAAAUAAAGUUUCAUUCAUUCACCCCUUAAUUCUGGUUUUCUCCCCACCCUAAUAGGUUCCACUAUGACAGCCAACGUAUGCAAAAAAAUCACAGCCCAGCUUACUGGAGCCAUUGGAAAGCAAGAAGAUGUCUCUGUGCAGCUUGAAGCUCUUGACAUCUUGUCAGAUAUUUUGAGCAGGUAUAAAGAAAAUGUUUCAAACAGUUGUGUAGUAGGAUGCAUCUGCAGCAGCUUUCUAGAGAUGAAGAGCACAGAAGCAUUAUUACGCUUUACUAAGUGUGUUAUUUCCUGGCACCAAGCGAAUGACACGUUAGAGAAAAAUCAAUUCAGGCAGUAUUCAUAACUCGGUUUUAAUGAACUUGUUCUUAAAAACUGUGUUGAUAGGAAAAUAUGUGAAUUCUGUUCCUCAUUUUGUUGUAGAAAGGUGUAGAGAAGUGCCAGCAAGUUGUUUCUUCGUGGUGUUUAUGUGGCCGCUAUUUGGCGAGGAGUUAUGCUGACACGAGUCUCCUGUGUCUCUUGCCCAUGGCUGCAGGUUAGGGGGAACUCUGUAUUCCUUCCAUUCCUCAAUCCUGAACUGCCUCCUUCCUCAGCUGACAAGUCCCAGGUUGGCCGUGCGCAAAAGGGCCAUCAUUGCCCUUGGCCACUUGGUUUUGACUUGCAAUGGGAACAUCUUUGCAGAGCUUAUGGAGCACCUCUUAGCAGAGCUGAAGAGAAACAACUCCACGUCUACCACCAGAACAUACAUCCAGUGUAUUGCUGGAAUCAGCAGGCAGGCUGGGCACCGCAUAGGUAAGUCUUCUUUUGCGAAGGCUUUGCCACUUGUGACUGCUGUUACCCAAGUGGAUUUCUAUGCCUAUAUUUCCCCCUUAGCUCUUGGUUUCAUUCUUCUAGUGAGGUGGGAUUUUUACCUGAGCCUAUUUUGAACUCCUGAAUGAAUAUCUUGGGGAUCUAGUUGUACUACCAUAACAUCUUUUCCUGCUGUAGCAACUUUGAGUAUGUUACGGCGUAAGCAGGAGCCAAAGGCAGUUUUUAUUGCUUGGGUAAGCUAAGAACCUUUUAUACUAGGAUCAAUGGGGCUGGAAGAAGCCCAGGUGUAUGAGAGCCCAGCUUUCUGGCCUAAGAUUCUAACAGGCCACUAGCAAAGAAUAGGAGUGAAGAAAGUGUCAAAGAUAUAUACAGAACAGAUCAGUUCAGAUGGCUCCAGCAAAUGAGCUGGCAAAUUGCUCCAUAUGGAUAAUUGUAAGCAAUAAAAAAAACUUCAGCGGGUGAUUUAAAUUGAGGAUGAAGGAGAUAUUCUCACUGUGGCUGCUACUAUUUUCUUGGAUUUAUGUGGUCCCAGAUCUAUUGAUUUCUAACAUGCAAACUGCCAUCGCACUGCUGUAACUGGAUAAGGGCUCCCUUUCACGUUGUAGAGAUAGUUAUGCAUUAUGAUAUGUCUGAAAAACUGAUGAUAUUUCAGAUUUUACUUCCAGCACUAUCGGGAGUCCCCUGACUACUCACUAGGCCUGGGAAAAUUUAUGUUUAAUGGUUCACUCCUUCGCUGUCUUCUAGGAGACUAUCUGGAAAAGAUGAUCCCCUUAAUCGUUCAGUACUGCAACGUUGAGGAUGAUGAGCUGAGGGAAUAUUGCUUCCAAGCCUUUGAGUCUUUUGUGAGAAGGUUUGUGUAUGUUUAUCAUGGUCUGCUUUUCCGUGACAUGCAAAGUUCAGCAUGCCGUGUUGCUUUGUGUAUUUUUUUUUUGGGGGGGGGUGUGGUUGUGAAGGGUCUGCUUUUCAAUAAGCUGCUAUCCAGAAAUCUGUGCUAUCUGAUCUGAUUUUAUUCUGGUUAAGGGAAUUGUGUCUCAGGAGCCCUCCAGUGAUGUUUGUCUGGCCCCUUUGCAUGCCUGUGUAAUGACUUCCUUAUGUUAUAUAACCACACCUGCUGGAAAGGGACUUACCACUGAAUGGAGACCUAUCAAGCAGGACACAUCUGGUGGAUCUGGAAAUUUUGUAGUGAAGAGUCGCAGUUCUAAAAUAAUUGAAACUUGAGUCAUGUUUCUGCAGCUGAAAUCCCCAGUAGUUUGUUUUCAGGGAAGAGUAUAACUUCCUUUUCCUCAUUGUUCUAAAGCUUAAAUAAAAUGAAGAAAAGGGCUUAUGUCAUUUAAAAAAGACAGGAAUAGAGUGAGAUUGAAUCGGGCAUUAUGAAAAGAGAUCGUGUGCUUUGUAUAACUGUUAAGGGAAAUUUUGACACACUGAACCUCUCCUGUGAUCCUGCCUAGAGUGGUCCAGUUGUGGAAUUGUAUCUGGUCCAGAUAAUGAUUUUAUGCAAAUAUCAGUUUCCAGAUUGAUUUCAGUAGAACCCCGAUUGCAUACAUAUUCCUUUGUGCACAUGAAUCUGGCCUUUUUGUUGAAAUGAAUAGGCAGCGCUUCGAGAGGGUCAUGUGUGCAUUUGAGACCUCAUAGUUGCAAUCAAUCACAAUUAAGAAGUAUGGUGAUGUUUCUGAAGCUGAUGUAAGGUGUUUCAAGCCUUGGGGGUGACAGAGACUGUUAUUAAUUGGUUGUAUGGAGAAUACUAUUUAUUGAAUUAGGUAUUUUAUUCCAUUUUCAUCUGAGCUUUUCUUGCUAUUUUCAAAGGUGUCCAAAAGAAAUUGGCCCUCACCUUCCUAGCGUGACAGCAUUGUGCCUCAAAUAUAUCACUUAUGACCCAAACUAUAACUAUGACAACGAGGAGGAGGAUGAAGAAGAAAUGAUGGAAACUGAAAAUGGGGAGGAUGAGGAACAAGGUACGGCAUGCUUAGGAAUCUGAUGGUGAUAUAUUCAGAGAAUCCUGGGCUGCCCCAUCAGUAUCCUGAACAGUCCUUUCAAACCUCUCUGUCUCUUUCCUGAGCCAUCCAGCCCAGAGGCUGGCAUGAAGAGACUCAUCUUUCCUUUUCUUUUUUUUUAUAAGAUAUUUAUUAAGCUUUUUUAAAGUAUUACAAUAAAAAUGAAAAAAUAACAAAAAUACAAAAUAAAAAUAAUUAAAAACACACAGAUUUUCCAUUACUUGUUUUCCUUUAGCUUGUUUCCCGGACCUCCUCAUACCUCCCUUUUUUGUAUUCCAGUUCAAUUUGUUGGUUCAGCAAAUCCUUACCCUCUUUAUUUAUCCUAAUCUUUAGUCUUAAAAUAGUAAUGUUAAAUUUUUACCUAUUAACAACCCAUUUUUCAUAAUCCCUUAAAGCAUUACUGCUGGAAACCACUUAAUUUCUAUCCAACAUCAUUCUAACAUUCAUUAAUUUUACAAUAAUUCUGUAGAUAGUCUUUGAAUUUCUUUCAAUCUUCUUCCACCGACUCUUCUCCCUGGUCUCGGAUUCUGCCAAUCAUUUCUGCCAGUUCCAUAUAGUCCAUCAGCUUCAUCUGCCAUUCUUCCAGAGUGGGUAGAUCUUGCGUCUUCCAAUACUUUGCAAUGAGUAUUCUUGCUGCUGUUGUGGCAUACAUAAAAAAGGUUCUAUCCUUCUUUGGCACCAAUUGGCGGACUAUGCCCAGGAGAAAGGCCUCUGGUUUCUUCAAGAAGGUAUAUUUAAAUACCUUUUUCAGUUCAUUAUAUAUCAUUUCCCAGAAAGCCUUAAUCCUUGGGCACGUCCACCAAAGGUGAAAGAAUGUACCUUCAGUUUCUUUACAUUUCCAACAUUUGUUAUCGGGCAAGUGAUAAAUUUUUGCAAGCUUGACUGGGGUCAUGUACCACCUGUAUAUCAUUUUCAUAAUAUUCUCUCUUAAAGCAUUACAUGCCGUAAACGUCAUACCUGUGGUCCACAACUGUUCCCAGUCAGCAAACAUAAUGUUAUGUCCAAAAUCUUGUGCCCAUUUAAUCAUAGCAGAUUUCACCGUUUCAUCCUGAGUAUUCCAUUUCAACAGCAAGUUAUACAUCUUUGACAAAAUCUUAGUUUUGGGUUCUAACAGUUCUGUUUCUAAUUUUGAUUUUUCCACCUGGAAGCCAAUUUUCUUGUCCAAAUUAUAUGCCUCCAUUAUCUGAUAAUAAUGAAGCCAGUCUCGCACUUUAUUUUUAGUUUCUCAAAACUCUGCAGUUUCAGUCUAUCUCCAUCUUGUUCCAAAAUUUCCCAAUAUUUCGGCCAAUUGGCCUCCAUAUUGAGCCUUUUCAGAGCUUUCGCUUCCAUCGGUGACAGCCACCUUGGGGUUUUGUUUUCCAAUAAAUCCUUGUAUCUUAUCCAAACAUUAAACAAUGCUUUCCUGACAAUAUGGUUUUUAAAUGCUUUAUGCGCUUUGACCUUGUCAUACCACAGAUAUGCAUGCCAUCAAAAUACGUUGUUAAAACCUUCUAGGUCCAAAAUGUCUGUGUUUUCAAGAAGUAGCCAUUCUUUCAACCAGCAAAAAGCUGCUGAUUCAUAGUAAAGUUUAAAGUCUGGCAGGGCAAAUCCACCUCUUUCCUUUGCAUCAGUUAAUAUCUUAAAUUUUAUUCUGGGCUUCUUGCCCUGCCAGACAAAUCUAGAAAUAUCUCUCUGCCACUUCUUGAAACAAUCCAUCUUGUCCACAAUUUGCAAUGUUUGAAACAAAAACAGCAUUCUAGGCAAUACAUUCAUUUUUAUCACAGCAAUACGACCCAACAGUGAAAGCUUCAAAUUUGACCAAAUUUCUAAAUCUUUUUCACUUCCGUCCAACAUUUUUCAUAAUUAUCUUUAAAUAAGUUCCCAUUUUUGGCUGUCAUAUUAAUCCCCAGGUAUUUCACUUUCUUAACCACAGUCAAACCUGUCUCAUUCUGAAACCUCUCUCUUUCAAUCGGUGUUAAAUUUUUCUCUAAAACCUUAGUUUUUAACUUGUUCAGUUUAAAUCCUGCCACUUGACCAAAUUCUUGAAUUAGUUCUAAAACCCUUUUAGUACUAGAUUCUGGCUCCUGUAACGUCAAUACUAAGUCAUCUGCAAAUGCUCUCAGUUUGUACUGUUUGGCUCCGACCUGUAUGCCUUUAACCGACCGGUCCCUUCUAAUCAUAUUCAGCAGAACCUCCAGGACCGAUAUAAAAAGCAGUGGGGAGAUUGGGCACCCCUGUCGUGUCCCUUUUUCUAUCUUAAAUUCUUCCGUCACCACAUUAUUUACAAUUAAUUUAGCCGAAGAGACUCAUCUUUCCAUGGUCAGCAGAACAUGAAAACAACGUGUUCAUCGCUUUUGAAGUAACCGUAAAUUCACUCUCCAAAAACAUGUCCAAGUUGAUUUUGGAGCACCUGCAAGAUGGGUUUAAAUAGAUCAGCUGAAAUGAAUUAUUUUCAUUUUUAAGCAGGAGAGGCAGUGAGGCCUGGCUUACCUAUAAUCAAGGGCCACUUGGCUCCUGUUUCUCAGAUAGGUCCUCCAGUGCCUACUUUUCAUAGAAUCAUAGAAUCAUAGAGUUGGAAUAGACCACAAGGGCCAUCGAGUCCCACCCCCUGCCCUGCAGUUGUUUGAAUGAGAGGGAGAGAUAGCAAGCUUCUUCCCAUUGUGUUGACUGAGACUGGCUAUUUCUCAACUCUGUUCCUCCAUAGCAGGAUCCACUGAGAGGCCAGUCUAUCCAGCAGCUAGCAGAAGGAAAGAGAGUGAUUCUCCUUCUCUUGUUCUUGCUGGGACAUGCAACCAACUUGACCUUUUUCCUUUUACGUUUCUUUUCUGUACUGAAGUAUGUCCAACACGGCCCUCUGUCCCUUUUCCUUGUAAUUCUAACUGGACGGAAAACUAUAUCAAAAUCCUAUUGUACUGCAGUCUUACGGGAAGAUUUGAAGCAAUGGUUUAUUGUCCCAUUGUUCGCCUUGUGUUUCUUUGUUUGAAAAAGAGAAAUAAGAUGUAGACCUGUUCCACCCUAAAGUAGUCAAGACCUACUUUCCCACUUUCCUAAUGCUUGGUUUUCCACUUUUCCUCCUUAGAAAGUGACGAUGAGUACAGUGACGAUGAUGACAUUAGCUGGAAAGUUCGCAGGUCUGCGGCGAAGUGCCUUGAGGCUAUUGUCAGCACCAGGCACGACCUCCUGCAGGAUUUCUACAAAACACUCUCACCGGCUUUAAUAAGCAGGUUCAAGGAAAGGGAGGAGAAUGUUAAAGCAGACAUCUUCUGUGCUUAUAUAUCUUUGUUGAAGCAAACGCUGCCCAUUCAGAGUUGGUUGCAUGCUUCAGAUGAGGCAAGCAAGGAGGAUAUACCUCUCACCAUGCUCCAGAACCAGGUGAGUGAUGGAGCAGGGAGCCAGGGGCCUGAAGAGAUGACCCUGCCUCGCACAGAGAUGGGGAACCUGCGACCCUCCAGAUUUUGCUGAACUUCUACUCCCAUCAUUUCUGACCACUGACCUUGCUGGCUGGGGCUGAUGGGAGCUGGAAGGCCAAAGAUUCCAUAUCCCUGGCUUAACAAGGUGGUUUCAAAACGACGAACUUACAUUAGACUCACUGGCUUGGUUCAAAUGGAACUCUGUUGGUUCAAAUGGAGAUCUGUUGCCCUUAAGACAACUGAUGAUGAACAAGCUUGCUCUGAUAUGAUGAUCUGGUUCCAUAAGUAGAUAGACAGCAGCAACAGGAAGAUGCAGCCUACUAUUUUGUGGAGGAGCCCUUCCUCUCUGCAGACGCCUUGGAGGAAAGGUGCACUGGUUUAGCAUGGCGGGGAGGUCAUGGCAGCCGUGGUCCAGGUGCAAUUUUUAUGGGGGGGGGGAGUGACCAGGCACCUCCACAGCAGGCACCUUCAUUGGAGCUUGGCUCUGUGUGCUAAGAAGCUGUGCCUGGCUGUAGCUCUGGUCUGGGGUCAGGUCUCACCUGGGAGUGGGGGGGAGCAGGAGAGUUGGUGGCAAGGCUCCAGCCCACCCUCCUUGGCUGUGGCAUGCCUUGAGCCUGGCUGAAGCAGCUCCGCUCCUGGGUCAGGUGUGACCCAGGGGUGGAGAGCAGGAAGAGAGUCAGUGGCAGUUUCGCCGCCCCUCUCCUCUCCUGAACUGUGGUAUGUGGGAGGUAGGCUCUGCCCCCCCGCCUCCCUCGGGGAUUGCACCCCAUGCGCCCACCCCAGGCGGUGUGGGCAUACGCUCUGCCACUUGAACAUUCACGUAAUUGGGUCUUCUGCCAGCUUAUGAAAAUGUGGUGUGCUGUGAAAAUGAAAUAAGAAAAUAACUCGUCAUCAGCACCCACUGCAUUGUUUUCAAAACAAUAUGAUUUCUCUAGCAGCUGUAGCAAAGCAGCUACUAUUCUGAAGUGAGCAAAAUGUCAGCUGCCAUUUAAAAGUUGUGUUUCACUUUCUGAAUCCAUAUCUCAGCUUGAUAGCAAUGGGGUCUGUGGCUAUUGAGUGCCUGCAGAGAUAGGGCAUGCAUUGAUUUGAAAGGUACUUGAUUGGAAUGAUCCUACUUCAUGGAUCUUGGGGGAACAUUUUGGUGGAUCUGAAGUUUUAAAAAUGGCUCCUGUCCAAACGUUUGGACACACAGUACACUUGCUAUUGUUGUUUAAAAAACAUCCCUUUGGAAGAAUAGUUCAUGUGAAAAUCUUUAUCUGAAAAGAAUUGGAUCCCCUAUGUGUUUGCUUCCUGCCCCCCUCUGAGAAGCUCACCCAUGUCCACAUAGAUGAAUAUUAUGAAGAAACAAUCCACAACUAUAACCUUUCCUGCAUAACAGAAACCAUUUGCAAAUUGGCUCCCCUUCCCAUUCCAUACUAAAUGAUUAAUGCCCAGUCUUAGACUUGGAUCACUUGCUUCUUUAGCUUCGUGUUGGGUUACUAAUGAGUUUCUUUCUAACCUUACAGGUUCCAAACAUCGUCAAGGCCUUGCACAAGCAGCUCAAAGAGAAGAGUGUCAAGUCAAGACAGGGGUGCUUCACUCUCCUGACAGAACUGGCUAAUGUUCUUCCUGGUUGCCUUGCAGAUCACAUACCUGCACUAGUACCUGGUAAAACUUGUCAGGAGGGAGGGGACGUAGCAAGGCAAAAGGUUUUCAGUAUAGAAUAUUUUUCAUUCUCAAAUGUGAUGCACCUAAACCAUAUGACAGUGGCUUCUUUUACAUACAUAGCUAACCUUCUGCUCCUUCAGAACAAGUCGGUGGAUAUUUUACCAUUGGCUUUGCAGAAGCCAAGAGUUGGUACUAUCUAGUCCUUUAAAAAUCCAUUUGAACUUCAUGGGUUGGGGGUAGAUUGCCUUUCUUAUCUUAAAUUCUCAUACAAAGUGGAGGCACACAUCACUUCAAGCCAGAGUGUUUGCUCAGAGCUGUCACUGGCAUAGACAUGGCAGGUGACCAGUUCUGAGGUGAGCUUGUUCCAGCACACCUUUGCUUUAGAUAGAAUUGGAGUGUGGCGAGAGAGCAGAGUUACCUGCCCUCUGAGGAGCUAUAUAGUAGGGGAAUGACUUCUGUAAGCUAUUAUAAAGCAUCCAAAGGGAUUUGUACAUGAAACAAAUUGUGCGGAAGGUGCCAAUUAUUAAAGAAUGCAAAUUUAUCUGUGACUAAAUCCCCACCCUGCCAGUUCUCUUUUGUAUGAGUUUAAUUCUGUCUGAAGCUAACUUUGUAUUCUAAAAAUAGAACCAAGCUGACGAAUACUUUCUCCAAACAGGCAUUGUCUUCUCCCUGACUGAUAAAUCCAGCUCCUCCAACAUGAAGAUUGAUACGCUGUCUUUCCUUCACGUCGUCCUUUGCAACCACUCCCGGGAUGUGUUCCACCCACAUGUUAAGGCCCUGUUGCCCCCCGUCGUGAUUUGCAUAGGGGAUCCCUUUUACAAGAUAACUUCGGAAGCUCUGCUGGUUACGCAGCAGCUGGUGAAAAUCAUCCGGCCCCUGGAUGUGCCUUGUACGUUUGAUGCCAAGCCCUAUGUGAGAGACCUCUUCUCUGCUACUCUGAAGAGGUUGAAAGCUGCUGACAUUGACCAGGAGGUGAAAGAACGGGCCAUCUCUUGCAUGGGGCAGAUUGUUUGCAACCUUGGAGACUACCUAAGCAGUGAUCUCCAGCCAACCUUGAAGAUUUUCCUGGAGAGGCUGAAAAAUGAAAUAACCCGACUGACCACAGUCAAAGCGCUAACUUUAAUUGCCAGCUCCCCGCUCAGAAUAGACUUGAGGCCCAUUCUUGCAGAAGGAUUCCCCAUUUUGGCUUCCUUCUUGCGAAAGAAUCAGCGUGCCUUGAAACUGAGUACCUUGACGGCUCUCGACAUCUUGAUCAAGAACUACAGCGACAGCCUCAAGCCGGCCAUGAUUGAAUGUGUUCUAGUAGAGCUCCCUGAUUUAAUCAGUGAGAACGACAUGCACGUUUCUCAGGUGGCUAUCGUGUUCCUUACAACCUUAGCUAAGGUUUAUCCUUCGUCCCUGUCCAAGAUCAGUGGUACAGUUCUCUCGGGACUCUUUCAGCUUGUUUACUCGCCUCUGAUGCAAGGCGGGGCCCUGAAAGCCAUUGUGGACUUCUUCCAAGCGUUGGUUGUAACUAAGACAGUCAACAUGAGUUAUGCAGAACUGAUGAAGCAGCUGACUAGCCCUAUAUACUCUUCGAGCCCUGGUGGGGCAUCUGCAAAUUUACAUAAGCAGGCCUAUCACUCUGUUGCAAAGUGCGUGGCAGCCCUUUCUUUCGUGUGCCCCAAAGAAGCACCCGGGGUGGUCAACCAGUUCAUUCAGGAUGUGAAGAAUCCCAAGUCCAGUGCUGCUGUCAAAAUGUUGGCCUUCCUUUCCCUGGCCGAAAUAGGACGCACCACAAACCUCAGUGCUCAGAAGGAGCUCAAAGCCGUGAUAUUGGAUGCGUUCGCUUCGCCCAGCGAAGAGGUGAAAUCGGCAGCUUCCUACGCUCUGGGCAACAUCAGUGCGGGCAGCCUGAAAGAGUACCUUCCCUUCAUGCUCAAAGAGAUUGGAGGCCAGCCUAAACGGCAAUACUUGCUGCUCCACUCCUUGAAGGAAGUCAUCAGCUCCUCUCCGGGAGAGAGCCUGAAACCCUACGUGGAGGACAUCUGGGCCCUGCUCUUCAAACACUGCGAAUGCACCGAGGAAGGGACCCGCAAUGUAGUCGCCGAGUGCCUGGGGAAACUGACCGUGGUGAAUCCUUCUCAGCUGCUGCCCAGGUUGAAAAAACAGCUGUCGUCAGGUAACAACGAGGCCAAGCCCAACUGUAGCACUAUUGAGAUGCUGUUGGCACUAAGGCCCCCUGUGCCUUUCAUGACUCCUGUCAUUGAGCCAGUGCUGUGGAAGCAAGGGCAGCCCGCUUAUGAAGUCAAGUGAAGCAACCGCCUCAGGUGGUAGAAGCUCCCGAGGUGGUGUCUCCAUGGGCAAGCCUUAAAGCUGGAACUAGUGGCAAGGCCUCCCUCUCCAGUAGAUAAAAGUGAUUUUGGUUGGCGUAUUUUAGUUAGAGGGAUUUAUAGAUGGCUUAAUCAAAGAGCUCUCUGUGCAUAAUAACUUUGGACAUAAAAACAGCUAAAACUCACAAAACUUACUAAAAACUAUGCAUUUACAUUCAUAUUCAUAAUAUUAGUGGUUGCUAGAUGCUGCAGCAAAUUAUAAUAAUUUGUUGGUUGGCUCUUCUGUAUAUUGAUGCGUGUGUAGCUUCGGAGGAGAAAAGGCAAGAGAGAUAUUCCAGCUAGGAGAACAAAAUGGGAACAAAAAAGGGUGGUGGGGACUAUUCUGGUAUUUAGAUGACUCUAUGAAGAAAAAACUACAGUAUUUGUUUUUAAGAGAAAAAAACCCUUAGGUUUUUAUUUAAAAGGGCAAACACUCGUUCUCUUCUACAUUUGUACGUUCCUAAUGAAACCAUAUUCUGUAGGGUAUUAACAAAGUAGGUUUUCUUCAGAUGUCUUAACAUUUGCCUAACAGAGGGGUGUCAAAUAUAAUGGGCAGUUCUGGGUUAACCACUAGGCCAAGUCACCUUAAAAAUUAUCUGUAAUCCCCCCCCCAAAAGUAUGUUUAUCAGUGUAUGCUGCCUUGCUAUUUUGUGAUACAUUAUAGAAAUACUUCUAUACAGUGGUACCUCUGUUUAUGAACAGUCCUGUGAACAAACCAUUUGGUAUACGAACUUCACAAAACCAGAAGUAGUGUUCUGGUUUGCGAACUUUACCUCAGUCUAUGAAUGGAAGCCGAACGAUAGAAAAGCACCGGUGGUGGAAAGCCUCAUUAGGGAAAGCAUUCCUUGGUUUAAGAACGUAUUUGGUUUAAGAACAGACUUUAGGAACGGAUUAAGUUCGUAAACCCAAGGUACCACUGUAUAUAAAAUAAGCAUACUAUGGAAGAGGGCUCCAAUUUCAUUUGGGCUUGCUUUUGUGACAGAAUUGUCUGAGUGCAGCUCUGUGGAUGACUAUCUUUAUAUAAUGGGGGAGCAAUUGGCUAUAUUCCCCAUUUCAAGGGGCUUCAUCUGGGAAGAAAAUUUCUGCAUUGCAGAAAAUGGGUGUAGGCUCUUAUUGCUGUGACUAAUGCAGAGGGAGAAAUUAAGGAGUCAUCACAGAGGUGUGGGCUUCCAGAAUGAAAUUAAACGGAGAUUUUCUUUUCUUUAAACCAGUGUUGAUGUUUGGGAAUAAAGCACUGGGAAAGGUUUUUAAAAUCCCAUUUUAAACAAUACAGUAUUACUUUGCCAGGCUAAAUGUUCCCAGUAAAAUUCUGCUCAUACUAUUAAGCAUUUUUGUUUGUCACUUUACCCUACCCUUUGUCUGACAGUGUGCAGCUGCUGCCAGGCUGCAUAAAAAUUUUAUUUCAUUAGACCAUUAGAUGACCACCCUGCUUAAACUGCAGCUGUCUGCCAAGUGGCUUAAGCAGGGCGAUGAAUGUAAAGUUAGUUAUAGUUUUAGACCUCCAGCUGGUAACAUCACUUGAGUACCAAAAAAGGUAUGCCAUGCACACUUAAUAUUCCUGUUUGCUGGCUUAGCUUGGAUUUCUUUCUCUCUCUCUCUGAGUGUGUGUGUGUGUGUCUUUUGGAGUGGCGGAAUCUGAAUAGCAAUCUUAAUAAAAUGUUGUUAUCUGAUCUCUAUGCUCCUUCUUAAGACGAUUCUUUCCUCUGUUUUGAUUGCAGGUUCACCAUAUGCUCGAAGCACAGUAGUAACUGCAAUCAAAUUCACCAUUUCAGAUCAUCCACAGCCCAUUGAUCCCCUUCUUAAAGGAUGCAUAGGUAAAUCUUUGUUUCAUACAGAAACCUCCCUGGGUGAUCAGAAUACCAGGCAUUGUUUUGUUACGAUAAACCAAUACACAGUGGCUGUGCAAGAGGUUUGCUUUAACUGCCUGCAAUUCCCAUUUACCGGUACUCAAAAAUAAAUAAUCUAGGGGAGUUGUUCUUUAACCACAAUCAGUGGAACUGCAAGGCUGAAUGCAUGUUUUAGAAAGCCUCUUCAAUAUAUUAGCCAUUAUGCUUUAGAGCAGAGAAAGGCAUACUGGGAUUGAGUUUACGCCUGGUUCCUCCUCGCCUCCUCCCUGAUUUAAUGGGGGACUUGAAGAGCACUGAUUACAUUGCAGGUAGCACACACAUGGUGCCAGAGCACAACUCAAAACAACCCUGAAGAUAGUAGUCCUUUGGUGCUUGUUAUGUCAUGGAAAUGCUCCUUGUGCAGGAACUUGUUUGUUUCUAUACAUGGCUUGGUUAUUUCUACAGUAAUCUAUCCACAGAUUAAGGAUGGGUGAAUUUAGUAGUUUUUUGGAGCCACCUCAUAGGUGAAGAAUUAAGAGAGAAAUUUUUAUAAAUCAUGGAUGGAAUCAAAGGUUGUACAAGACGGCUUUUGCUCAUACAACAGGACCUUGGCUUUCUCUGCACAGCCCUAAAAUCGGCUCUGGAGAGUCCCUUAACUCCUGCAGAUCAGACUUUGGAGGGCCCACGAGAAGAGAAAGGCAAAGUCCUGUGGUUCCAGCCAUGCACAGAUGUUGCUUUGGACAAAACUUCUCAUCUGCAGUUCAGUUUAUGUGGAGGCUGCUAAUUUCAAUACUGCAUGAUCAGGUUUGUCAAAAGGAAAUUGCUUCCUGCUAUAUAUUCUGACAUUUCGAAUACAUUUGAGUUCUGUUUCCAGUUUUAGUUUUCAGAGAAUGAAGGGAAAAGGGAAUGGUGUUAAUAACAGAUGCAGCUAGUCUAGUCACUGCAGGCCUCCUCAACCUUGUGCCCUCCCAAUGUUUUUGGAUUAGCUGCAUGUUGGCUAGGGCUAGUUGUAGUCCAAAACAUCCGGAGGGCAUCAGGGUCAGAAGUAUAGAAAAGAGGGUUUAAGGUGGCUUGUUUCUACAAUGCAGACACCUUGUUUUCACAGUUUCUGUAGGUGUGACUCAGUUGAUGGGGUAUUGUGUCUGUCUUUUAUGGAGUAAGACUGUCAUUUCAUAGUGACGUUCCCAUGCUGAUCAAAGGUGACCAUGCUGGAUCUUGUGAGAAUAUUUUCUUCCACAUCUGCGACAAGGUGACCAGUUGCUGUUUCCCAGCUAGUUUUGAAGUAAAAGCUGCUUUUUGUACUAUUACUAUGCAGGUGACUUCUUAAAAACACUUCAGGAUCCCGACUUGAAUGUUCGACGUGUUGCUUUAGCUAUGUUUAAUUCUGCUGCUCACAACAAGCCUACUCUGAUCAGAGACCAGCUCAGCACAGUACUGCCCCACCUGUAUAAUGAAACCAAGAUUAGAAGGGAAUUGAUACGGGAGGUAUGGACCAAUGUAGAUAAUAUUAUCCAUUUCAGUUUCAUAUUGUGAUUUGGCUUUUUCCUGCAAAGUGUGUGGAUUUAUCUGGUUUAACUCCAUAGGUUCUGUUUGCCUAAAGUCUGCAUAUAUUGCAUAAACAGAAUACAUAGAUUGACAUUUGGUUUAGCAAUUUCACUGUAAAAAAAGGAAAAUACGGUUUGGCUUCUAGUUUCAUGGACCCUAUAGCAUUUUAAUGCCCUUACGAGUAGCAUGAAGUAGCAUAUGUUUUUCUGACAACUGAAACAGUUCAAACCCCAGCUUACACACACAUUAAAAAUGCUUUGCUGAUAAUGUCUUUGCUUUAAUGUCAAAAGUAAUUACCAACGUAAAUAGGCAAUAAUCAGGAUAAGGAUAAAUGGGCUUUAAUAUUUUGUAUAGCAGGAGAGUGCAGACAUUUGUGAUUAUUAUUGGUUGGAUGGAAAAGUCUAAUAGCACAUGUAAACUUUAGCAGAAGUUAGAUCUGUUCAUUUCAUCAUAUAUAAAUUUUGGCAUCCCUUCCAAUGAUUUAUAAAAUUCAAGAAAUUGUGUUCUCCCCACGUAGUACAACUUGUGUUAAGCUUUACAGUGCAAUCCUAUGCACUUAAGUUUCAGUGUUAAACUGAACUUUCUUCCUGGUGUUUUUAGGAUUGUAGCCUCAGGGCAACUACCGUAUUUUUCGCUCUAUAACACGCACCCGACCAUAACACGCACGUAGUUUUUAGAGGAGGAAAAGCCGUAGGCAUGCCAACCGUAGGCAUUCCCUCCGUAACACGCACAGACAUUUCCCCUUACUUUUUAGGAGGAAAAAAGUGAGUGUUAUGGUGCAAAAAAUACGGUAUGUGGUAUAGUUCACUGUUCAGGAUAGGGACUGUGUGUUUUCUGGGGACUAUUUGAGGCAGCAGCGGAUAUAUAAGAGAGGAUUUAAAUGUUGUUGACACUGGUGUCAUGCAGAUAUUGCCUACUGGAAAGCUCUUCUCUCUUUGAAUGACCAGGUAUAAUAGCAUUUCCCCUUUUUCUUUUUUUAGGUAGAAAUGGGCCCAUUCAAACACACAGUAGAUGAUGGCCUUGAUGUAAGGAAAGCUGCUUUUGAGUGCAUGUACACACUUUUGGAAAGCUGCCUUGACCGACUAGACAUUUACGAGUACUUGAAUCACGUGGAGGAUGGCUUGAAAGAUCAUUAUGACAUCAGGGUAACUACCUCCUUUUCAUUAUCAGCAGAGCUUAUUUCAUCUGUUACUACUUCACUAAGGGCUGUUUGGAGGUUGCUCACCUCCCACGCCAUGUAGAGAACAAGGCUGUUUUCUUCCUCCCUGUGCACAAGUGAAUGCCUAAACUUGGGUGUUGUUUGAACAUGAGCUCUUCUAUAUAUUCCUAAAUACUGAAACCCUUUUUAGUGGUUUUGAAACUCAGGAGAUCAAUGUUUGGACAUCACUUCUACAUAGGAAACGGAGAGUAGGGAGGGAAGUGUUGCUGGCCUACAACUCACUGCCAUUCUUGUGGAGUUUUUAGGAGUAGGGAAACAGCCGAACAAUGCAGUUCUGUCAUUUGCUUCCCUGGUUUAUCAUAGAAAGAUCCAUCAUUUUAAAAUACAAUGGGAACUUUGGUGCAGUGAUCCAUUUGAGGCUGAUGAUGGUUGCUUGAACCUGUUGUGUGAAAGUGAUCGUAUGUUACUGGAAAUUGUAGCAGUGAAAAUCUUCAGGGGGGAAUAGUUCAUGUAGCCUUUUCCUUUUUCUCCCCCAUAUUUAUUUUUUUUAGAUGCUGACUUUCAUUAUGCUGGCUCGCCUUUCAACACUCUGUCCUAAUGCAGUCCUACAAAGAUUAGAACGACUAGUUGAACCCUUGCGAGCAACUUGCUCUACAAAGGUAAUACACUAGGAAAGCUCAAAUAUUUCAUUUCCUUGAGCAGUUUGCUUCCAGGUCUGUUUGAUCCCCUGUCCUCCAUUCUCAGGCUAGACAGAAUACCUACCUUUCAGUGCUGUAAGCCAGGGAUAGCUAACCUUUGGCCCUCCAGAGGUUGCUGGAAUACAAUUCCUGUAUUCCCUGACCUCUAGACCUGCUGGGAUUUGGGAGCCCAACAUCUGGAGGGUAAUCCUGUAUGUAAGCCAGUUGUUUUAAACCAGAGUGCUGUGGCACCCUGGGGUGCCUUGAAUGAUGAUCUGGGUGCCACAGGCAACACUGGCCUCUGUCCCUCUUCCCUUCCGUCCCUCAGAUGCCCCAUCUCAUCUCUGCCUCCCAAAUGCUUGCACAGCUGUUUGUUGCUGCAGCCCUGGCUAAUAAGCUCCACAAGCAAAUGGUGCCUCUGGGAGGCACCUCUCUUUGGAGUGGGGUGGGGGGGGUGGGGGAAUUCAGAGACCAGUGGCGACAGUAGCAGCUGGCCAGAAGACACCAAGGAGAGAGGCUGAGGGAACACUCCACAAGGAGGGUGUUUGAAAAAGGGUGAGAGGCUGCCAGCUCUGCAAGCAAGUAGUGAUGUAAUUGGGCUCCUGGGCCCCACAGUGCUGCUGCAGAACGAAUGCAGUUGGCCAAAAGAGUUGUGGACUCAAAAAGGUUGAAAAUCUCUGCUAUAAGCCAUUGUAAGAUCUCUGUGUUUUAUUCAGUGCUGCUGUUCCUCUCACACAAAGACUUCUGCUCGCUCAAUGCAAUUUCUCCAGUUACAGGAUUGGUAGUCAGUUUGAUUUUUUUAUUAGCGUAUUUUUGUUCUGCCUGAAGUUCAUUUUUAAAAUGUCUUAUUUUUCUUAGGUAAAAGCCGGCUCUGUCAAACAAGAAUUUGAGAAGCAAGAUGAACUGAAACGCUCGGCAAUGAGGGCAGUAGCUGCCUUAUUGACCAUCCCUGAUGUAGAUAAAAGCCCUGUGAUGGCAGAAUUUUACUCUCAGAUCAGAGCAAAUCCAGAAAUGUCUUCACUUUUUGAAAGCAUUCAAAAGGAUUCUACUUCAUUGUCUGCUGCAGAAUUAAUGGACUUGAGCUAGAACUCCCAAAGUUCUCCUCCUCCUUACACUCCACUAUGCUGAGGGUGGACAAUCAUAUUCUAGAGCUGAUUUUAGAUGCAGAUGUCAUUUUAAAAAUGACAACUUCCUAUAUAAACAGGCAUGAUUUUAGAAACAUAAAAAUGACAGUAAGGCCUGUUGAUAUCAAUAGGGUAACACCACUUUUAAGGUCACUUAUUCUUUAGCUCAAAUACACAAUCAUGAUUUUUUGCCAAAAGUUGUGCAUUGACAAUUAUAUCUCAAAUCACUGAUGUGGUGGCACUGUCAUGGAAUUUUAUAAAACAGUGAUGAUAAAUGAAGUUAUGCUAUAAAGAUCUCAUAAUUGCCUCAGUUAGUGACUUUUAUGUGUGCUAAUUUUACACUGACUUGAGUGACUUUCAUAGUAGCAGGUGAACUGAAGUGCUAAACUAUGAAAGUAACCCAACUAUCUUCCAUGAUGGAAUGCCUUAUGCUUAAUAUUCGUCUGUUACCACAUACCUCUUAAAUGCAGCAGCUGGGUAUUUACUAUUCUUCCCCCCCCAUGAGAGCUUGAUACCAAAGCAUUUAUUUUAAAAUACAAAAAGUUAGCAUGUCACUCCCAAGAACCAUUGAUCUUUCUGGUAUGAAGUAUUUAAUAAUGAAAUGGCACCAACUGGUUAUAAAAAUGCUAACACCAACAUACUGCUGUUUAAAUCUCACAGUACAGCAGAGAAAAUGUUAAUUUCUUGCAGCCGUGGAUUAUUAAGCUUCACUUAUAGGAUUUUUUUCCCCAUUUGAGUCAGUCUGUGAAUCACUUAAGUGCUCUAUUUAUAAAACAGGGUGUCACCUUUUUUGUUCUACAUGAAACACAUCCAAUGAAAAUAAAGAUCAUAAAUGCAUCAGCAGUAUUGAUUCAAUUGCAGCUUUCUGUUUUUGUUUUUUUUUGCAAGUUGAUUUCUGUAAGGAGUUCAAGUUAGUUGCUACAAAAAUACUGCUUGUUACUAGUCAUACCUCAGGUUAAAUACGCUUCAGGUUGAGCGUUUUCAGGUUGUGUUCCGUGGCGACCCGGAAGUAACAGAGGCGACCCGGAAGUAACGGAAUGGGUUACUUCCGGGGUCCGCCGCUCAAAAUGUCACAUGCAUGUGCAGAAGCGGUGACCCGUGCACAUGCGGGUUGCGUUCUGCUCAGGAUGCGAACAGGGCUCCCAUUCGAAUCCAGAGGAACCACUGUAUGCAGAUAUGGAAGUUCCAAGAUACCCAAUAUUCUACCCAUCCAGCAGCGACUAAGCUUGUGCGCUCAACUUGGAUAAAACAGAAUGUAGGGUUGUACAGGAUUUGAGGUUAUAUUCUAAAUUUUAAGCAGCAUCUGCUUUCUUCAAGUGAGGAAGCAGGAAAGAUCACAACACAUAGACAAAGAAUAAACAGGUAUGCUGCCUUGUAGCAAGUCAUUUGGUCCAUCCUAGUUCCUAUUGUCCACCGUGCCAUGUAGCAGGCAGGAUUCCCUCCCAGCCCCUACCGACAGAUGCCAAGGAUUGAACCUGGCAUCUUCUGCAUGCUAGUCAGGAGCUCCACCACUGAGCUAUGGCCCUUCCCCAACUUCUCAGAGCAGAACACCUUAGUAAUUACCAUUUCACAUACAAUGCAUAUGCAAAUGAGCUUUCAUUGAAGCUGGUUCCAAAGGAGGUAUACCUGUUUGGCACAGUCACUCUUUUUAAGAUGUACGUUUUAAAGCAAGCUGUGAAGUUACCUUGAGCAGAUACAGCUUAGUGACUUAAGAACUCCUGCUUUUUUCUCACUGCUAAUGUACACCUCUUCCGUGAUAGUAAAUUGUAAUUGUGUGGGUUUGCAAAUACAGUAUCUGUUAGCAGAAGACAGUAGUUUAUAAAAUAUUACUACCUUUCUAACAACUGAUCUUCAUAUGAAGUUACAAAAAUUGCUUUUAUAUACCCUCACAGCAGGAACAUCAGUUUUCCGACACUUUUUUGUUUUGUUUUACUUUUUAUUAAAUACAGUUGUAC
Molecule: messenger RNA, 24104 nt
Organism: Podarcis lilfordi (Lilford's wall lizard)
Lineage: Eukaryota; Metazoa; Chordata; Lepidosauria; Squamata; Lacertidae
Source: the annotation of a GenBank genome assembly